UGAACAAGAUGGCGGAAGAAGGUGUAUUCGAUGUUCGGCUGGUAAACAUAAUCCUUGUAGGAUUUGCAUUUAUGUUUUUGUUUACAGCGUUUCAAACAGCAGGGAUGUCAGAGACUGCUGUUUUGAAGAGUGCCCGAGAAGAUUCAAAUGGAAGUUUCACUGGAGAUGGUUCUAUAAGUCUGGGUAUCAUCUAUGCAGUGUUUGCGGCUGCUAACUGGAUAGCUCCCCCUAUUGUUAGUGCUAUAGGACCAAAGUACACCAUGUUUAUUGGUGCCAUUCUUUAUUUAUUGUUCAUCCUGUCCUUCCUGAAGCCAAUGACUUGGGCGUUGUAUGCAGGAUCGGUAUUGGUGGGACUUGGAGCAGCAAUUUUAUGGACGGCCCAAGGAAAUUUCCUCACAAUUAAUUCAGAUUCAGAUACAGUUUCCAGAAAUAGUGGAAUCUUCUGGGCCCUACUUCAAUGCAGCUUGCUCAUAGGAAACAUUUACAGCUACUUUGUGCUGAAAGGAAGGGAAAACAUUGAUGAUCACGAGAGAUUUCAACUAUUUGCUGGCCUAAGUGGUGCUGCCGUAGUUGGUGUACUGUUGUUUCUUACUCUACGCAACAGGCGUAACACGGACACAGAAAACCUCAUCAAUCUGAACUCCAGUGGUACACAAUCGGAGGGUCCACUGUCUGCAGUCAAGAGGUCUUUUCACCUUAUGAAAUCACGGGAGAUGCGUUUAUUGAGUGUUGUCAUAGCCUACACAGGUGUAGAACUGACCUUCUUCAGUGGUGUAUACGGUUUCUGCAUUUCCAACAAUAAACAUUUCGGUGAGGAAUCCAAGGGACUCAUUGGUAUAUCUGGCAUCUUUAUUGGUGUGGGAGAAAUACUGGGUGGUGCCAUGUUCGGACUGUUUGGGAAGAGGACCAAUAAGUAUGGGCGGGACCCCAUAGUUAUAUUAGGAUACAUCGUACACAUGAUAGGGUUUUACCUCAUCUUCCUCAACUUACCAAGUGAUUCAACGUUAAAUAACGCCACCUCAUCGGAAUCUGCGGCCACUUAUCUGAAUCCAUCAAAUAAAUAUGUUGCCAUUCUGUGUUCAUUCCUACUUGGAUUUGGUGACAGCAGUUUUAAUACCCAGAUUUAUUCCAUCCUGGGGUUCAUGUUUCCAGAGGACAGUUCUCCAGCAUUUGCUCUCUUCAAGUUUGUCCAGGCGUUAGCAGCAGCAGUGUCGUUCUACUACAGUACUUACCUGUUGUUACACUGGCAGCUGCUCAUCCUAGUUGUCCUAGGGACACUGGGCACAUGGUGUUUCUGUCUCAUAGAGUGGAGUGCCAGUAAGGCAUUCCGGGCCGGCUACCAGUCCAUCGGAUGACAACGAAAGGUCAACAGCCAGGAUGCUACCUGUGCUGCUGACACAGAAUUUACAGAUGAAGAGGAUGAUGUUACAAUGCGGACAUGACAAAAGAGCCAGAGCUAAACCCGGGUAGACCUUGAUGACAAACGAAGCCGAGUCAGGUCAAAAGAGGAGGAGAAUAAAGAAAGACUGUGAUCGUAGUGUAGAAAAAAAUCAGAUGUUACAUGUAUUACUGUAUAUAUUAUGUAAGCCUUAUACCUACCAUAGUUGAGCUGAUUCUAUACUGAAGAAUAUCAAUUCAGCAAGAUUCUUAGAUGUAUCUGUAUGGUGAACAAAACAGUCCAAACAUUGUAGCCCAUUGAUUACAAGGGAAUUGCUUUUUCAUCUGUGUUAAAAUUUUGGUUGCCUGGUUUCACAAGGGCAGCUGGACCAAUGAAGUCUUGAUCGAGUUCAACACUUGUUCCCUUAAUGCAUAUAGUUAUUUUUAUCAUGAGGCCUUCUAUAUAAUGUUACAAUUAUUUUAAUUAUUUCGGGCCCCCUCCCUCCAAAACUCUAGGAGGAGGGGGGCACUUUUUGUGUCCUCAUAACUCAUAGUUCUAUAUACGGUGCACACUUUACCACAUCAACAAUUACUCUCAUAAUUUAGAUCGCCCGCCCCCUGUAUACUAUCAAUUAAAGGUACCUCUUUUCCUUAUCUCACACAUAUUCAUAUCUGUGAUAACCUUUGGAGAUUUAUAAGUAAAGUGUAAUAUACUUGAUAUCGGGUGAUAAAGGCACAUCUGUCCCGAUGGGAUGUAGUACACAUGACCAUGACUAUAGCAGAACCUUGCUAAUUUUGUCUUGUGCACAGCUUAUGUGUGAUUCGAGUGGGAGAAAAUGGAAUAUAUAUUAUUUUUUUUUGUAUGCCCUGCAUGUAUGUACAUUAAGGAUUAAGGAUAGGUAAAGGAAAUCAGAAAAUGUUGUGUGUUAACAGAAGUUUGAACUGUUAGAAUUUUUAAGUCAUCUGUUGUAACAACAGGAAGGUUACACUAUACCUUGAGUAAGAGGAUGGGACAUAUGUUAAGUGUUAGGGGUUAUUUAUGUAAAAGCUUGCCAAUGAUAUGUGCUAAUAUGCUGAUAUUUUACAUGUGGGUUCAUUUGGGGUUUCACAUUGAUGCUGUGAAACCAUUUUUUCAGGUUUUUUUGUUGAGAUUUCACAAAACUUCCAGGUCAAUAUUUUUAAAAGAGAAGUUUUGGGAAGGUUUUCUUUUCAUUGUGUAUAAGUGGUAACACACAUAUAUUUCAGGUUUAUUACACAGGUACAAAGAUUUCAUUUUGACCAUAGGACUUUGUGUAAAAUCCUCUGCUGUCAGCUCAGUACUAUUAAAGACAAAUAUUUACAUAACAAUGCUAAAAUGACCAUGUUACUUAUGUAACAAAGUUGAAUGACAUAUAAUUGGGUUGUGUGGUGAAAGUAUUUUAUCUACGUUCAAUUUUAUUUUAUUUUCCAAGCAUCCCCAGGUAUAUGUUCAGGCAAAUGUGUAAUAUUGCCCCUAAUGGUAGUUACAUGUCUUUAUAUCCUUGAUUUGAUCAUGUAUUUACAAAGAAUAUAAAAGUAUUUAAAAAGGAAUAUAUAUUCAAGACAUUAGUUGGUUUCUCCAGUGACGGCCAAGGGAACAAGUAUGUUUCUUUGGGCUCUGAUAAUGUAUAAACAGGCAAUCAUUGGGUGGUUUUGUCAGCUUCUGUAGUUUCUUGAUAAUCUGUCACGGAAAGGGGGAUAACUUGUAUCAUCUUGCCUUAGACGAGAAUGUAUAUACAGGUACUACUGGAUAAAUCAUUGCUUUACAUUCAAUGUACUUGACGUAUGAAAGUGGUAUUUUUUCCAUGACUGGUCCUUGUUUAUUAUUUUCAAGUAAUUAGUGUUUACGCUAAAAGCAUAGCAUUGAUAUCUGACAGAACCUACACUCUAUGCUGUACGGGGCCAAAAUGAUGUAUUUAUUAUGUAGUUACCCUACCUUUACCUGACAGUGUGUAAAAUUGGUUUUUGUUCAUGUACAUAGAUGUUAUGAUAUAAGGAAUUCAGCUAUAGCUGUUACUGUUUGGGUAUAAAUGUAUUAAAAUGUUAAUAGCAUAAAUGAAACAUGUUACAACUUCUGAGACUUUUUAAAAUGAAUAUUAUUAUAAACAUUGCUGUAUACUAUUUGAUUUUAUCAGGCAAAUAUGUCUCUGCUAAGUAUUUUUUGGGAUGGAUUCGGACCAAAGUAACUUUUGUUGUAUAAAUACUUUAACAUGUCAUUUGUUUAAUUCAGAUAAACACAGUUUGUGUUUCAUUGCAGCAUUGUUUUAGCAGUAUCAUUGUUUUUAAUCAUGAGGAAGGAAUGGAGAAUAUUUUGUUGUCAUUAUUUUAUUUAUUCACUUUUUUCAUUUUUUUUUAAAAUUCACAUAUACUCCACAGUUUCUUUGUUUUUGUAAGAUAUUGGAAUGUUUUAUAAUUUGAUAAUACUUGUUACGUUAAUGUGCCGGAAUGUUUGAAUUAUUUUCGAGAGGCUUAGAGGGUUUAUAUUAAAGGGUUGUGCAUUAACUUUGACCAAAUUUAAAACCAUCCGUGAUUGUGUAGACUUGGCUGUAACAAAUAUUAUUAUACUGCAACAAAACAGCCAGUAUCCUGUUCAAAGGGAUGGAUCAGAUGUGUUAUUCUGUGCUAUGGUAACAUGAUGUCAUUAUUCCUUUACUGUUGAUUGCUUCAAGUUUAAGGGCAGCCUAUGGAACAUUGAUAUGUGAUACAUGUUGGUGUCUUACUGGAAAUAUAGAACAUGUAUGUAUAUAAAGAACAAUAAUUUUUAUAAGUAUGGAAUUAAAGCAAAACAAGUGGUGUCUUUAUCGGAUGUCACCCAUUUAUUCCAUGAAAGUGCCAUGGCCAAUCAACCAUGAUUUUGUGUAUUGUAUAUAUGUAUUAAUCUGCCAAACGAUUCUGAUCACUUUGACAUGAGAUAAAAAUGUGGUAUUUUGUAUGAAUAUGUCAUAGAGGGAUAUGUUUUGGGUUAGAAUUUUUCCUUUGUGCUGGGUAAUUAUGGUGAAAUAAGUACUGUUUUCAGUCUGUGAAGUGUCGCCUGCAGCAGCCUCUGUCUAACACUGCUCCCUGCUGUUGUGUCCUUAAGUACACAGAGACAAGCCUUUGUUUAAAGUCCAUUUUCUGUUUGAGCUUGUGAUCUAACCAGAUAUGGAAUCAUGGUCAUUUAGUUAAGUUUAAAUGCUUCAUAAAUCUGUAUUGGUAAGUGAUCUGUAAUUUAGAACUGAUUUUGUAAUAAUGCUGUCAAAAAGUAACGCAGGUGUCCUUAGGUGAGAUCAGCUAGAGCGGAAACCACGGGUAGAGUAAAAGGGCAAAAGCUCACUUGAUUUUGAUUUUGACAGACUGUGUCAUGAAAACGUGACUUUGGUAUCAAUGAUUUUAUGGCCAGUAAUAUUUCAAUAGAUAAAGAACAGAUGUUCCCUUCACUCAGAGUGGUAGCUUCAUUGACCCCCUCCUGUGUUUUAUCACCAGAUCGGGUCUUACAGGCCUUUCACUGCCUAUCCAUUACCAGUACAUACUGUUUACAUCCGUGUUCCAUUGUUUCUGCCCUUAAUAAGGGGUUAUACUGCAGAAGCUUUAGCCCUUUCACCACUGUAGACCUAAAUGGACUUAUACAUAUCAACGCAUGGUAAUGUCUACUAAAGUUACAUAGGGGUGAAAGGGUUAGUGAUGCGUCAUAAAGCUAAACCCAGCUUUUACCAGGUGUUGGACACCUAGAUGUGUAGGUUUGUGUGAUCAUGUUUACGAUUCGACACAUUUUGUGACACACGUGCUGUGAUGGAGAUGAUUUUGUGGUGCUACUUUGUUACAUUAAUUUUCACGCCCUUACAUUAAUUAUAUUUAGUUAAUUUCUUCUUACGAGAUUAUUAACUGUACUACGCAGUGAUGGCAAAUUUAAAUAGUAUGCAAACAACUAAUUACACAAGACUAUAAACAUACAUCUUAAAGCGAAACAGAAAUGUAUGUCCUAAAACUUUCUCAAUGAAGUUGUUUAUUAUCUGUGAUAGUACCGUAUUAUAUAACCAACAUGAACGAUUUCAAUGUAAAGCUAGAUUUAUGUGUUUUCAGUUUAUUUUCACCCAUUCCAUUUUCCACAGAAACUACAUGACUUGUUAAUGUUUUCAGCUAUCAGUUGUCUAUUAAAUAUACUAAUUGUACACUAAUCAUGUUUAUAUAUAGUGACAACAUAUGUGAUGUCAGCUGUGCAAUAGCUUUACCAAAAGAACACUAUUUUUCAAUACAUUUCACCACGAGAUUACUUGGUACUAUAUUCUGCCAUGACCACAUUAAAUUGGUAAACGAACAA
Messenger RNA from Mizuhopecten yessoensis (Yesso scallop), 5692 nucleotides. Its product is annotated as UNC93-like protein MFSD11. The transcript has 14 exons. The coding region runs from base 9 to 1355 and encodes 448 amino acids. Lineage: Eukaryota; Metazoa; Mollusca; Bivalvia; Pectinida; Pectinidae. The record is from RefSeq and is a predicted model, not a curated record.